Molecule: messenger RNA, 1333 nt
Organism: Carassius carassius (crucian carp)
Lineage: Eukaryota; Metazoa; Chordata; Actinopteri; Cypriniformes; Cyprinidae
Product: growth hormone secretagogue receptor type 1-like
Exons: 2
Coding region: 99-1199 (366 amino acids)
Biological process (GO): G protein-coupled receptor signaling pathway; hormone-mediated signaling pathway
Cellular component (GO): plasma membrane
Molecular function (GO): growth hormone secretagogue receptor activity
Source: RefSeq, a predicted model, not a curated record
GUGCAUUGAACACCUGUAAGAUGUGCACGGAAACAACAGUUGGGUGUAAAUCACGAGGUGCCACUAAGCCAAUGCAUAUACUCUAAAAUCUCACCAUAAUGACUAAUUGGACAAACGUGUCCAGCUGCCUGUUCAGCAUCACUAUGUGCACUGAGGACAUAAUGGAUAGUAAUGCAACUACUGAAGACUUUGAGUACCCGGUCCAUCUCUUCCCAGUGCCUAUCCUGACUGGCAUCACAGUGACGUGCUCUUUCCUGUUCCUCGUCGGAAUCGCUGGGAACCUGUUGACCUUCCUGGUGGUCACUAAAUACAAAGACAUGCGAACCACCACCAACCUUUACCUCUGCAGCAUGGCACUUUCAGACCUGCUGAUUUUCCUCUGCAUGCCCCUCGACCUGUACCGGGUCUGGCGGUACCGACCGUGGAACUUCGGCGACGAGCUGUGCAAACUCUUUCAGUUCGUGAGCGAAAGCUGUACGUACUCCACCAUCCUCAACAUCACCGCUCUCAGCGUGGAGAGAUACUUCGCUAUCUGUUUUCCCUUCAGGGCAAAAGUCAUCGUUACGCGGGGUCGGGUAAAAGGGGUGAUUUUACUCCUCUGGACUGUGGCUCUGUGUAGCGCGGGACCCAUAUUCAUUCUGGUUGGGGUCGAGCACGAGAACGGCACAAACCCCUGGGAGACCAAUGAGUGUAAAGCCACCGAAUAUGCCAUCCGCUCCGGACUUCUUACUAUGAUGGUGUGGGUCUCCAGCGUGUUUUUCUUCCUCCCGGUGCUCUGUUUGACAGUGUUAUACAGCCUUAUUGGCAGAAGACUGUGGAGAAGAAAGGAGAAUCCUGUCGGACCCAUUUCGAGUCGUGAAAAGAACAAUAAACAAACGGUCAAAAUGCUGGCUGUGGUGGUUCUAGCGUUUGUUCUCUGCUGGCUGCCGUUCCACGUCGGUCGUUAUCUCUUCUCCAAGUCAUCCGAGGCCAAUUCUCCUCUCAUCUCCCAAAUCAGCGAAUACUGCAACCUGGUCUCAUUCGUGCUGUUUUACCUCAGCGCCGCGAUCAACCCCAUCCUCUACAACAUCAUGUCAAAGAAGUACAGAAGCGCGGCUUGCAAACUGUUCGGAGUGAAUCGCGCUCCCGGACGAUCAGUGCAGAGCAUCGUGAACGCGGAGAGUGUUUUGGUUUGGAAUGAAUACAGCUGGAGCACGUGACACAGGAAAGGCCUCGUUUAAUAAAUGUGCACUUUUUAACAGACUUAAUAGACGAAAUGGAAACGAGUCAACAUUAACCUCAUAAUUUUGAUAUUUAAUUUCAACCAUCAUAAGAUUUCAUAGAAGUCUUUGCA